Molecule: messenger RNA, 945 nt
Organism: Tribolium castaneum (red flour beetle)
Lineage: Eukaryota; Metazoa; Arthropoda; Insecta; Coleoptera; Tenebrionidae
Exons: 3
Coding region: 250-726 (158 amino acids)
Cellular component (GO): endomembrane system
Source: RefSeq, a predicted model, not a curated record
AUGUAAAAUGAAACUUCUAAAAUAACGUGUCAGGCGGCAAUUUUUGUUGUUACGUGCAGUUGAGUAAUUUCGCCCCAAAUUUGUCUAAAUCGAGUGUUAAUUUUAAAAUUUCAAGGAGAACGCAUAGUGAGUCCAAACGCAACAAAAUAGCACCCAAAAAAAAAUAAAAAAGACAGUUUGGGGCGCAAAAAGGGGCAAAUGUUUUGGAUAUUAAUUAAAUAAAGGGAGUGUUCAUUAUUGAUCCCCGUCAUGAAUUUUAAAUCUCUAAGCCCCCUGACGACCGAAUUCGAUAAUGGUCGUACAAGUACCAGUCAGAUUUCUCUAUUACCGACCAUGAGUUUACAUUCCAUUACAGAAUAUUUGGACGACCUUAAAAUGUCCAGAAGGCGGGGUCGCGAUUACGACCACGUUGAUUACACAAAGCUAGCACCUGCUGAUAAGGACAAUGGCUUUAUUGAUGCACAGUUCAUUACACCUGCCCAGAAAGUACCAUGGAAGGCCAUUUGCUUAGCCACUAUGUUGCUAGUCGUGGGCACGUUUUUGCUCAUUUUUGGGUCGCUGGUGGUCAGUGGGCACAUUAUCCUGAACUAUUCAGACAGAAUGUGGCCAAUGAUCAUCCUGGGGCUGCUGAUGUUCAUCCCGGGGGCCUACCAUGUACGCAUCGCCUACUAUGCCUACAAGCAAGUGCCUGGCUACUCUUUUGACGACAUCCCCGAGUUUGAUUAGGGGGGCUUUUCUAAUUGUAGGGAGAACAGUAUUGAGAGAAUAGAUUCGUGUACCUGAGUUAAUUUUUAGAUAAGGACUAAGCAAUCAGCUUUGCGAUUAAUGUGCCUUCUCUUGUCGUUAAUUAAUUAAUGUAUGUGCCCUUGAUCACUGUAUACUUUGUGAUUUUUUUUGUUAACGAAUACAUUACUUAAAUAUUUGGAAUAAAUGUUUAUCUGUUUA